AUGACUACAGCUGACCUUAAUCUGGUCUUGGAUAAAGGUGAUGUGAUGUACAAAGAGGCCAAGAAAAGAUUCCCCAAGAGUAUUCAUUUGGCAACCGAUGAGCUGCCAGACAAAGUUGAUGCUCGCAGGUCUAUGUAUCAUGUCGACAUGACACAGCCUUCCCGGUAUGGGACAUUUGAAGAACCUCCAGAGGAAGCAUAUAAGGAUGUGAGCAUCAGAGAUGAUGCUGAGCUGUGUGAUCCAACUCUUCCUGAUGAAGAUGAGGAGGAGGAUGAUGAUGAUGAAAACAUGAAUGAGGGCGAUUAUGAUGAGGCUGAUUUAAUGGAAAUUGACAACUCUGCUGAAAUGCGCUGGCCUGAAGUGAUUGAGGCAAUAACAAGGCAGCAAGGUGAACAAAGCCACAGUAAGAACCACACAAAGACGUGCUUUAGGAGUUUAAGCUCUGGGAAAACCAAAACGGCACCCGAACCACCCUGCAAUGAGACAAUGAUCACAAGACCCAGUGAGGAUGAUGAACUGGAGGUAGAAACAGCAAAGAACAAGCUCAGACCACUGAACCAGCUACUGAAUGAACCUGAAACUGCUUCCAUGAGUUUAGAGCAGCUCUUGGCUCGAUGCAAGUUGACACAUGCAGAAUAUGAGCGAUACCUGAAUAAAAUGAACACAAGGAGUACGAUCAUACUAAAGUGUGAUCCAAAAGACUCUUGGAUAAAUGGCUAUAAUCCACAUCUGCUUGAAGCCUGGAACAGUAAUAUCGACAUAAGCUUUGUUCUAGAUGCUUUCGGAGCUGCAAAUUAUUUAAUGAAAUAUAUAUCAAAAAAAGAGGGCGGGCUUUCUGAGUACCUGAAAACUGUCAUUGAGAACUCCCAUAAGGACAGUGUAAAUGAGUGCGAUGAAAUGAGAGCCGUCAUGCAGGCAUAUUCAAAGAAGCGAGAGAUCAGUGCACAGGAGUGUGUUGCUCGUGCAUGUGGUCUUCACAUGAAGCAAUGUUCACGUGCUGUAAUAUUCAUACCAACUGAUGAUAAUCCAGUGAAAAUGAGUUGUCCCCUGUCAGUUCUGGACAACACAACACCUGAGUCUUCCAAUGUUUGGAUGACAUCUUUGAAUGACAAAUACAAAGCCAGACCUGAAACACCAGAGUAUGAGGAGAUGUGCAUGGCAGACUUUGCUGCUACUUGCAGGAUUGUCUAUGGCCAACAGACAAAAGGUAAAGAUGUUUUGCCCCUUCUCAAUGUGAUGGGAUUUGUGCAAAGGCGCAAAAACGAUAAGCCUGCUAUCAUCAGAUUUCACCGCUGCUCACAAGAAAAACAUCCAGAGCAAUAUUACGGAAGACUGCUUAAACUGUACCUUCCUCAUCGUUCAGACCAUGAACUGAAAACACCAUCUUUGCCAACCUAUCAGGCUUUCUAUGGUGCUGGCUGUGUACAGCUACCAGGUACUGACCGUCUUGAGUACGUGCAACACAUUGUAAAAAGAAACAGAGAAAAAUAUGAGAAAAACAGCGAGGAGCUCGAGAGCGCUGUUGAGGAAUAUGAGCAGAACAGAGGUGUGACUGAUGAAUGGUGUAAUCUGGCACCUGAAUCAGAUCUCGUAAGGUUGCCACUUGUCGAACAAGAAAGAGAGCGAGACAAUGAAAAUGAACAGGAAGAUGUGCCCGACUACAGCCGUCAGGCUGAUGCUUCAACAGAAGUCAGAGCCAUCAGGGAACCCCCUGCUAUUGAUCCCACAUUGUUACGUCAGAUGUUUCAGAAUCUGAAUAAGAAGCAAGCCUGCAUAUUUUAUGCAGUUAGAGACUGGUGCAUUAAAAGAGUCUGUGCUCUAAAUCCAGAGCAGUUUUUCUUUUAUAUUAAUGGUGGUGCUGGAACAGGAAAAUCACAUCUUAUCAAAUGCAUCUACUCAGAAGCAUCUAAGAUACUGAGCAAAGUGCCCAGAUUUGCAGACGACGUUGACAUAUCAAAACCCACUGUCCUGUUAACUGCUUUCACUGGGACUGCAGCAUUUAACAUUUCUGGAACAACACUGCAUUCCCUACUCAAGCUCCCUAGAAGCUUAAAACCUCCCAUUCAGGGACUUGGCAAUCAGCUGGAUGAAGUCAGAUCAGAACUUUUGAAUGCUGAAAUAAUCGUCAUUGACGAAGUGUCUAUGGUGUCAAGACAUCUCUUUGCAUAUGUAGAUGCAAGACUCAAACAGAUCAAAGGGACUCGGAGACCCUUUGGAGGCAUGUCAGUCAUUGCUGUUGGAGACUUCUAUCAGCUACCCCCAGUGCGACAGUCUAAACCGCUCUGUGUGCACGACCCGUCUGAGAUCGACCUGUGGCGGGAGCAUUUUCAGAUGAUCACUCUGACUGAGAUUAUGCGUCAGAAAGAUGAUGUUGUCUUUGCUGAGAUGCUGAACAGAAUUCGUGUGAAAGGAAAGUUGGAUGAGCUUUGCGAAGCAGAUAGAAAUUUGUUGUCACAGGCCAUAACUGAACCAGCCCUUUGUCCGACUGAUGCGUUGCACAUUUUUGCAACUAAUAAACAAGUGGAUGCACACAACUCUGCAACACUGGCUCUGCUCCAUACUCAUAUCAUUGACAUCCAUGCAGAUGAUUAUAGAAAGGAUCCUAGAACUGGCAGAAUGGCACUUCAAGACAGACCAUUCAAAGGAGGUAAAAACGAGUUACCAGACACACUGAAAGUUGCAGAAGGAGCUCGUGUCAUGCUCACCAGAAACACUGACAUACAAAAUGGUUUGGUUAAUGGAGCUUUUGGAAAACUACUUAGAGUAGUUUACUCUGAAAAUGACCAACACAUCAUCAAGCUUGGACUUAAAAUGGAUAAUGAGACAUCUGGAAAGAAUAACCGCACACCAGCAGACGACAUGGUGUACAUUGAGAGAGCAGAGGAGAAUCUAAAGCAGAAAGGAGUGGUACGAAGACAGUUCCCAGUGAAGCUGGCCUUUGCAUGUACAAUACACAAGGUACAGGGUAUGACAACCACAUCAGCUGUUGUCUCUCUUAAGAGCAUUUUUGAGCCCGGCAUGGCCUACGUAGCUGUCAGUAGAGUGACGUCUCUCAGUGGACUGUAUCUUCUUGAUAUGGAGGAGAAAAAAAUAUUCACCAACCCAGAAAUCACUGCAGCGCUUGAGAACAUGAGACAAGCCAACCUUGAUGACAUGAUGCCUCUUCUACACGUGAGACAAACACUGAGCAGGUCAGACGUUUUCACCAUUGUUCAUCAUAACACAGAGGGACUGCCAGCUCACAUUAAUGACAUUAAGAGUCACCAUGAAUUGUGUCUAGCAGAUGUUUUGUGCCUAACAGAAACACACCUGCAGGGCUCUUUUGUCGCAGAGAGUCUCCACUUGGAAAAUUACAAUUUGUUCAAACGCAACAGACACCUGUCCUACACAAACUUUCCCCAGAUGGCAAACAAAAGUGGUGGUGGAGUUGCUGUUUAUGUGAAGAGUGACAUUCAAGUGCAUGAAAAACAGUACAUCCAUAAUGUAACUGACCUUGAAUUUCUGGCUUUAAAGCUUGAAGCACCAGUCAGUGCUCUGAUUGCAGUUGUAUACAGACCUCCAGACUACACUCUGAGGCCAUUCCUGAAAAACCUGCCAGAGCGAUGUCUCCAUUCUGGAGUCAUGAAGACCUACCAUAGUUACCAUGACCCUGUAUACUGUGUAUUGUCCUGUGAUGAUUCAUGAUCUAGAUCUUUGAAUACAGUAAGUAAUUUUUAUAUUUCUGAAUGACUUAAGAAAGUAGAGCGAUAUUUGAAAGUUGACUUAAGAAAAAACGCCCUGCAUUGCAGUAUAAUGUUUGAAUUUUUUACAUAAAAUACAAUUAAAUGAAUUAAGUAAUAAUAUCAGUAAAAGAUGACAAUUUUAUUUAUUACAGAUAAUCUAAAAUUCACUUACAGUAAUCUAUGAAUGUCAGAAAAAUCAAAUAUAGCAGUUUAAAAUGAACAGUGCAGGCAUAUCCUCUCUGCAGCCAGGCUUCAACAUCCUGCCAGGCUGCCCCAGUCUCACUGUGGCUGGGAGGGAGGGAGGGUGGACCAGAGGAUUGCCCACACAACACAUAAAUGUUCAACAGCUUCUUCCUUG
Molecule: messenger RNA, 4080 nt
Organism: Oreochromis niloticus (Nile tilapia)
Lineage: Eukaryota; Metazoa; Chordata; Actinopteri; Cichliformes; Cichlidae
Exons: 5
Coding region: 1-3684 (1227 amino acids)
Biological process (GO): telomere maintenance; DNA repair
Molecular function (GO): DNA helicase activity
Source: RefSeq, a predicted model, not a curated record